AUGGCCGCUGGACGCACCAAUGUCUUCUUCGUGCCGUACAGGCCCAAUUCCAGAUCGCCAAAGCCGUCCUCGGGUGAACCUGCCAUGUCCCAGCAGAAGCAUGCUGCUCGCGAAUACCAUCGAAAGGCCAAGCUGGAACGUCUCGCUAAACUAAACGCCAUACAUAACCGCGAUGCACGCAGCUCUAGUGAAGAUCCUCCGCCUGAUGUCCCUUCUCGACCGCCGCUGCACCGAAACCAGAGUUUCCCCAGUGACAGGGACCUCAACAGGACAUUUGCCGUGUUUGAUGUCGGGACGGGAAUAUUUGACCCCUUCAAUGCCAGUGUUCCCAGCGGUGUCCCUUCGUAUGCGCUUGAAAUUCUAGACUAUGGCCGGUCCAUUCUCGAAUCUGGUAUCGCACUUUGUCUAGCGCACUAUCCAGUCUCACAGGAAGGCGUGAAUGCCUCGCCCAGCCAAUCGCUCGCAGCUACGCAGCAAUGGAGAAUACUCGGCUCCUCCAGAAGCGUCCUUUCAGAGGGGAGUAUCAAGAAUGCUGUGCUGGCAUGUGCGAUGCAGUCUCCCGCCGCAUUUUGGUCAAUCAUAUUUGCAGGCGCAACCCACAAUGCCUAUCUCCAGGGCGAAGCAGACACCCCGAGUCGUAACCGAGCGCUACGCCUAUCAUACAAGACUCAAGCCAUCAGGGAACUGAAUCGGGAGAUCCAAGAGCUGCAAGGCCCAGCUUCCGACGAGCUCCUUCUUGCCAUUGUCACGCUGGCGGCUCACGGGUCCGGCGAGCAAUUAAGGCCCCCCUCGCAAGAGGAGAGCCUGAGCGCAUUGCAGUCGGUCCAGAGUUUUCAAUACUACGCCCGCAUGCAAAAGGAAGCGGCACAUCUGAACGCGAUCUGUCAUCUGAUUUAUCAGAAAGGAGGUCUGCAUACCGUGAAAAUGCCCGGACUGGCAAAUGCCCUGGCUUUGGCCGAUAUAUUCUAUGCUUUUCAAGAUAUGUGUGUGCCUGCAUUCCCACUGCUGGCGCCAACAAGCCUGGUUAUGUCGUCAUGGCCUGAGACUCCCGCGGCUCUGGUCCCGUCUCUCCAGACCUUGGCAAGUGGUUUCGAAGAUCUUGGGGAUGUUAUCGGCUUGGCUCCGUUGUUGCAAGUUAUCCACUACGUUCGCCUGAUCACGAUUGGAUUUGACGCAUAUCUAUCUGGAAACCCUUCGGCGCCGUCUCUCAACCAAAUAGUCUGGGCCAGAAACUUCAUGACGCACGACCUGCUCUCCCUUCCCUCCAAGGGCUCUCUUUCUGCACAACGGCAUGACAGCAGCACGUCGGACGUCAUGACCCACAGCUCGCCACUCCACUCACUAUACAACCUUGUCCGUCUCUCGACUAUGGCAUAUACACUUCUGGUGCUCUUUCCCGUCCGCUGCACUGCAGAUAUUCAUCAGAAACUGACGCGGGAGCUUAUGCUCGCACUGGACGACUGCACGGUGUUGGAACUCUGGACCACGCAUCCUCAACUGUUACUCUGGAGUACAGUCUUGGGGGGUUUGGUCGCCAAGGAUACGAGCCUGAGGCCAUGGUUCGCCGAGAUGAUCAGGCAAGCGAGGACAAAAAUCCCAGAUCUGGCACUCACAGACUCGAGGGGUCAAAGCAGGAGUCGGCAUUCGAGUUAUCAUUCAACCCCGUCAAGCGAGGCCGGCACUCCGGGGGAGUCGGGCGCGUUGUGGGCGGCGGUAAGAGACAUCUGUCGCCACUUCCUCUGGUUCGACGGCCCUGAAUGUGACGGUCUGGGCCGAGCGUUCUGGGAGGAAGCGUGCGACAAUACGCAGUUUCGCGCGAUGAGCUAG
Messenger RNA from Fonsecaea erecta, 1827 nucleotides. RefSeq lists its product as hypothetical. The record is from RefSeq and is a predicted model, not a curated record. Lineage: Eukaryota; Fungi; Ascomycota; Eurotiomycetes; Chaetothyriales; Herpotrichiellaceae. The transcript has 4 exons. The coding region runs from base 1 to 1827 and encodes 608 amino acids.